This is a messenger RNA of Salpingoeca rosetta, 1263 nucleotides long. RefSeq lists its product as uncharacterized. Gene Ontology annotation, biological process: vacuole organization; endosomal transport. The transcript has 12 exons. NCBI's taxonomy places the organism in Eukaryota, Choanoflagellata, Craspedida, Salpingoecidae. The coding region runs from base 1 to 1263 and encodes 420 amino acids. The record is from RefSeq and is a predicted model, not a curated record. Gene Ontology annotation, molecular function: ATP hydrolysis activity; ATP binding.
AUGGACCUGCAUCGUGCAGAACACACACUGUCAGCGCUCAGGGACAGUGUUGUUGGCGCCGUCGCUGGGGGACGCGGUGAUGUAACGUCCUUGCUCAGAGAUGUUGGCGCCUUUCAAGACUUGGUUGCCACCAUUGCGCAGGGCAAGCGAACAUCUCCGAUUUCGUGGUCCAUUCUGAAUGCCGCGGACCGACUGCUGACCAGUCUCAUUGCCCACUGUUCGCAUGAUCCCGUAUCUGGAGCCAGCAAACACACAAACAAGCGACCGUCGCGCGACCGUGACCGCCUUGGUGUUGACGAAGAGGCCAAGAGAACCAAAGCCAUCAGCGCAACAAUCGUUGAAGUCGACAGGACGCACUGCGGGUUCUCAAGCAUUGUUGGCAUUAAGGACGCGCUGCAGUGUCUUCAGGAGGCAGUCGUGCUUCCCGUCCAAUUUCCACAUCUGUUCACAGGUAGCAGGUGCGAGGAAGCCUUGGACAAGCAUUCUCUUGUAUGGCCCACCCGGAACAGGAAAGCUGUGGCGGCGGAGGUGAAUGGCCCGUUCUACUGCGUCAGCUCUUCGGACCUCAUCAGCUCGUGGCUCGGAGAGAGCGAGAAGCUUAUUCGCGAGCUGUUUCGGCAUGCUCAGGCGCAGAGUGCUGCUUCGGUGAUUUUCAUUGAUGAAGUCGACAGUCUGUGCCGGAAGCGCAGUUCGGCAGAGGAGGAUUCAGCGCGCCGUAUCAAGACUGAGCUCCUGCGACAGAUGGAAGGGGCUGACAAAGAAGGUGGGAAUGCCAGGACAUUUUUGCUGUGCGCCACCAACUGUCCAUGGGAGUUGGAUUCCGCGUUCUUGCGUCGGUUCCAGAAGCGCGUGUACGUCGGGCUCCCGGACUUGGACGCGCGCCGGACGCUCAUGCAGCGUUUGCUGACGGGUGUGGAGCACACAAUCACCGACGAGGAGCUGCAGGACCUCGCGGAACAGACAAGCGGGUACUCUGGCAGCGACGUAGUGACUGUCAUGUCAGACGCGACGAUGGAGCCUGUGCGGGAGCUGCUGGCAGCACAGUUUUGGCACUGUGAGCAAGCUGACGAUGGCAAGUGCACCUGGAGGCCCUGUGAUGAGGAGGAGCCAGGCGCCCUCAGGGGCAACGUGCAAGACAUUCCUGCGGAGGAUGCUGUGGCGCGAUCCGUGCGCAGCGGCGAUGUUGCAAAGGCCAUUGCUCGCAACCCACGCACGGUGAGCAGUGAAGAGCUCGCUCGCUUCUUAGCGUACAACCAGCACUGA